Messenger RNA from Musca vetustissima, 972 nucleotides. RefSeq names its product CDAN1-interacting nuclease 1. The transcript has 4 exons. Bases 1 to 972 code for a protein of 323 amino acids. The record is from RefSeq and is a predicted model, not a curated record. Lineage: Eukaryota; Metazoa; Arthropoda; Insecta; Diptera; Muscidae.
AUGUGUGAUUCCAUUCCAAAUUGUCCAUCACCGUCUAGUAUAAACAACAAAAACAAACGACGCAUUGUCAAAGCGCCAGAAUUUGAAAUGAUAAGUGAUUUUAUUGAUAGAUAUAAAGGAUUGGCGAUUGAUUGUGAAAUCGAGCUGCUGGAGAAAUUUCCACAAUUCGAAAAACUUACACUGAAAAGUAUUUUGGAAACAAUAUAUACAAAUCGUAUGCGACAUCAAUAUUGGCGUUAUGAUGCCAAUGCCAAGGCAUUUUUAAAAAUGUAUGAGGAACGUUGCCAAUUAACAUAUCCAAUGGAUCGUAAUAUAUUACUUAACAUUGCCCGGGAAUCAGAUAUGGGACCAGUUAUGAUGUGUCGUUCAUUGCUAAAGCUUAAAUAUAAAAUUACCAAUAAAGUGGAGUUGACCCAGCUGAUACGUUCACCGCAUUUAAUUGAGGAUCCCAUGCUAUCGGCUAAUGUUGCUCAAUGUAUUUGUAGUGAUUCCACCGAUGGUCCUUUGAUCGAUUUAAAACGUAGGGUACUUGGCGAAGAAUAUGAAUUUCGGUUAAAACAAAUGGCCACUAAGGCCGGUAUGCAUUUCUAUGACGAAAAUGAUCUCAGACGAUUGGGUUAUGAUAAGACACCCGAUAUUAAAAUGUUAUUGCCGUUUUUCUAUAAGGGAGAAAUUAUCAAUUGGAUAGAAAGUAAAGCAAACUUUGGCUGUAUAAAAACACAUAAAACUUAUAUACAACAACAAUUGAGUAGUUAUUGUAACAGAUUUGGUCCCGGAAUUGUUAUCUAUUGGUUUGGCUAUCAUGAAGAUAUUGCCACAUCAACUCAAAAUGGUAUAGGCAUAACUGUACUCGACGACUUUCCUGCCAAUGAAGAUAUUCAAUUAUUGGAUUUAAGCGAAGCCUGUGAAUCUUAUGAUACAACAACAACAACGACAAAAACUGAUGAUCCAAAGCAGUUACAAAUUACAUGA